AUGAGGGAAUUAGGGCACACACAAGAUUCCAAAUCUUCACAUGUGUCUGACCAUGCAGGUCUUAAAGCUUCAAUCGUUAAAGCAAUUUUUAAUGAUUUGAGCCCUGCAAAAUCACCGCAGAUAUUUCCAGAAGCUUCUGAUGACAUUUUUACUGUUGCCGCUAAAGCAUCUCCAACGAAAAAGUUGUUCGACCUGUCGCUAAGUGAAGGCGACCUAACCCUGACAGAUGAGAAGACACCUAUGAUGAAAAGUUGCUCACAAAAUAUGUUCUUCCCGGCCGUAGCUGGCGAAAACAGCUCUUCUUCUCUUCAAAUAACAAAGGAAAGAACCUCUAGAGUCAUGAGGAGACUCACUGACGCAAGAAGAGAUAGCGCACUAACUCAACCGAACGGCCGCGGUCCUACCGCAGAACAACUCUCAUGGCUUCGAGCUUGCAGAACUGGUGAUAUCAAAAUGUGCACUAAGCUGAUGGAUUCAAAUCCAGAUAUUCUACAAUACAUUCCACCGUACCAUUUAAAUUACUCUGGUGUACAUAUAGCGACUCAAGGACGUCAUUAUGAUCUGUUACGGUUAUUCAGGGAAAGAGGAGCAAAUUUUAAUGCGCCAACUCGGGCCGGCUACACUCCACUUCAUUUGGCUGCUCAAAAACAGGACCAAGAGACUGUACAGUUGCUGAUUGAUGAGUUUGGUGUUGACACUACAAUUCGUGAUCUGAUGGGCUAUACCUAUGAACACUACGCAGAUUGGCUUGAUUAUCCGGACUACGAUCAUACGGGUUAUCCACUGAUUUACAGAGGAGAAAGAUCGAGAAGUUCCUCUAGACAUCCAUCGAUAGGCUCGCAGGAAUCGCUUUCCUCAUCGAAGAACUCGUUCAGUCGUCACGGAUCAAUACGUGAAACUAUCCGCGGCCUACUGCACAUUCCAAAAGGUCUACGAUCACGAAGCCCAUCAUUGAAUCAGCUAGUGGUGUGUGUUUCGAGCUGGUCGCUGACCCGUAAAAUCACGAAAGAAGCCGCUGUUGGCGGCGGCAACAUGCGUGUACGUACAGAUAGUGAGAUUGCUGUGGGAUCGAGCGUCUUUCAGGGACCAGUGUUUCCGGCGAGAAAAAACGAUGACAUGUUCGUCAAAUGCGUUACGGAAGUGCAGACAAGCGAGGAGGAGCAGUUACAGGAACAAUUUGACUUUCCGUGGACGAGUUGCUGA
Necator americanus (New World hookworm) is the source of this 1203-nucleotide messenger RNA. RefSeq lists its product as uncharacterized. Lineage: Eukaryota; Metazoa; Nematoda; Chromadorea; Rhabditida; Ancylostomatidae. The transcript has 9 exons. The record is from RefSeq and is a predicted model, not a curated record. Bases 1 to 1203 code for a protein of 400 amino acids. Gene Ontology annotation, cellular component: ciliary inversin compartment. Gene Ontology annotation, molecular function: protein binding. Gene Ontology annotation, biological process: protein localization to ciliary inversin compartment.